CCCGAGGCUUUCUUCAAUGGGCGCUUUGGACUCCCUGGCCGGAGGAGCCGCCAACCCCACCACCGCCGCCGCCCUCAGCAUGCUGAACGGGGCCGAGAGCCAAAGUUUCGCCAAGGAGCCUCCCGACCUGCAGGGGACGCCGACGACGGCCAAAGAUCCCGCCGGCUGCGAGCUGAAGCUGGGCGUCCCUCCUGAGCGCUUCUACUACCCCGAAGCUCACCUGCAAGAGGGAGGCUGCGCUUUAGGGCUCACCUACGGAGGGCAGCUGGUCCAGGGCGGCUUUGGGGUGAGCAGCCCGGCUCCCGCCGCCACCGGGAGGUUUCUGGGACCGGCCGGGAACAACUGCUCCUCCUACAGACCCCAGCCGCCUCCGCCGCCCGGCCCGGCCCCUCCUUCGGCCGGCCCUCCAGGCAAUCCCAGCUACCCGGUGGCAGCGGGUGAGAUCUAUCCCGGCGCCGCCGGGGACCUGUACCCGAGCGCGCACGGCGGCGAGAGCUGCUACCCGCCGGCGGUGCCGCACAUGUUCCCGCGGGGCCCCCUCUACCCCAUGCCGGGCUAUCAGGUGUCCGGGAAGCUCCAAGUGGUCCUCAACAACUACCCGCUGUGGGCCAAGUUUCACAAGCACCAGACGGAGAUGAUCAUCACCAAGCAGGGCAGGAGGAUGUUCCCAUUUCUGAGCUUCAACAUCACUGGGCUGGACCCCGUGGCUCAUUACAGCAUCUGUGUGGACAUUGUGUUAGUGGAUCAACACCACUGGCGGUACCAAGGCGGGAAAUGGGUGCAGUGUGGCAAGGCGGAAGGAAACAUGCCAGGGAAUCGGACAUACGUGCACCCAGAUUCUCCAAAUACUGGCGCCCACUGGAUGCGGCAAGAGAUCUCCUUCGGGAAACUGAAGCUCACCAAUAACAAAGGAGCAUCAAAUAACGUCACUCAGAUGAUCGUGUUACAAUCUUUGCACAAGUAUCAGCCACGGCUACACGUCACGGAGGCCAAGGAGGGCGAGGUGGACGAGGUGCACUCUUCUGUCUGCACCCAGAGCUUCACCUUUCCUGAGACGCAAUUCAUUGCUGUGACCGCGUACCAGAAUGCUGAUAUUACCCAGCUGAAGAUAGACCACAAUCCUUUUGCCAAGGGCUUCCGAGAUAACUUUGAUUCGAUGUACAAUGCAGCUGAGGGAGACCGCACAACUCCCUCUCCCCCCAGUGCUGGUAGCUGUCAGCAGCUUCUGGCUGGCAGCCAUUUCCAACCCUUCUUACACGAUCAGUACUCUCUGCCCCGGAGCCGUUUCUACAAUAGGGAGCAUGGCUCGCUCCCCCUGCAGCCCAAGGAUUCCCACCACUGGUAUUUUGCCUCACAACAGCCACCGACCACCCCUCUAGAAUACGGCACCUACGAUGGUGACUACAGAGGAAACAAAUUUAUGCCCUACAGUGUGAAGCCAUUUGCCCUGCAGGCUUCGCCCCACACUUCGCUGUCCUACUAUCAGGAGCACCCUUUUGGCCCUCCAACUGCUUGGAGUUCUCCAACCCAGUAUCAUCAUCCCAAGCCUGCCCCGGGGGCAUUGAGCUGGUUCCGGCCCAUGAGAGAUUUGCAGCCAGUGCCCCCUGGUGAUGAGAAAGGGAAGGACAGCGAAGGCUGGGCUGAGCCAGGUUCGGUGAAAUCAGCCGAUUCCUCGGACUCUGGGCUGUACGAAGCUGAGUGUAAGCGUCGUCGGAUGUCUCCCUACGUCUCCAGUGCUGAAAGCUCACCCCCCAUUCGCAACGGAGACCUCUACGACAAAGAAGGAGGUGACGCUGGCUACUAUGGUUUCUAUGGGAACUGAAGGGGAUCAGAGACAUUUGAGGAUAAGGAGGGGCUUUGAGGUAUCCUGUUCCUUUCGAGUCAUAUCAGCGGUACCAAGCAAAAAAACGGGGAUGCCUUCUUG
Molecule: messenger RNA, 1924 nt
Organism: Heteronotia binoei (common prickly gecko)
Lineage: Eukaryota; Metazoa; Chordata; Lepidosauria; Squamata; Gekkonidae
Gene: TBX21
Product: T-box transcription factor 21
Exons: 6
Coding region: 17-1822 (601 amino acids)
Biological process (GO): regulation of transcription by RNA polymerase II; positive regulation of DNA-templated transcription; cell fate specification
Cellular component (GO): nucleus
Molecular function (GO): RNA polymerase II cis-regulatory region sequence-specific DNA binding; DNA-binding transcription factor activity, RNA polymerase II-specific
Source: RefSeq, a predicted model, not a curated record